Pipra filicauda (Wire-tailed manakin) is the source of this 2065-nucleotide messenger RNA. RefSeq names its product tyrosylprotein sulfotransferase 1 (gene TPST1). NCBI's taxonomy places the organism in Eukaryota, Metazoa, Chordata, Aves, Passeriformes, Pipridae. Gene Ontology annotation, molecular function: protein-tyrosine sulfotransferase activity. Gene Ontology annotation, cellular component: Golgi apparatus. The record is from RefSeq and is a predicted model, not a curated record. The coding region runs from base 311 to 1450 and encodes 379 amino acids. The transcript is spliced from 7 exons. Gene Ontology annotation, biological process: peptidyl-tyrosine sulfation.
GGCAGGCGGCGGCGGCGGCGGCGCGGCCGCUCCCGGUCCCGACCCCGGUGCUUGUCGCGAUCGCGGUCCCUGUCGCGACCCCGGUCCCUGUCGCGAUCCCGCUCGCUGCCCACUGCGAUGGUGCCCGAGCGGAGCCGCGGCGGAGGAGGGGCGGCGGCGCCGCUGCCGCGCGGCUCCAGCCCGGCGCGGGGGCGGCGGCAGCAGCAGCGCAGACCUUAAUUUAUUUCGGAGGAUUCCCAUGGCACGUGAACUAGAAGAUAAUUCAGACUAGAAGGUCUCCUUACUUUGAAGUGACAGUCUUUAAACCAAAAUGGUGGGAAAACUCAAACAGAACUUGCUGCUGGCGUGCCUGGUGAUCAGCUCGGUGACGGUGUUCUACCUGGGCCAGCACGCCAUGGAAUGUCACCACCGGAUCGAGGAGCGCAGCCAGCCCGGGAGGGCGGAGGGCGUGAGGAGCACGGUGAGAACUGCUCCCAGUGGGAAUGCGACCAAAACCUUUGCCUACAACAAGGACAUGCCUUUGAUAUUCAUCGGGGGAGUCCCUCGCAGCGGCACCACCCUGAUGCGGGCCAUGCUGGACGCCCACCCGGACAUUCGCUGCGGGGAGGAGACGAGGGUGAUCCCGCGGAUUCUGGCGGUGAAGCAGAUGUGGGCGAGGUCGAGCAAGGAGAAGAUCCGGCUGGACGAAGCCGGAGUCACGGAUGAGGUUCUGGACUCGGCCAUGCAGGCGUUUCUGUUGGAAAUCAUCGUCAAACACGGGGAGCCUGCGCCCUACUUGUGUAACAAAGAUCCUUUUGCUUUAAAAUCCUUAACUUAUCUUGCUAGGAUUUUCCCCAAUGCCAAAUUUCUCCUGAUGGUACGGGAUGGCCGUGCAUCAGUGCAUUCCAUGAUAUCUAGAAAAGUCACAAUAGCUGGAUUUGACCUGAACAGCUACAGGGACUGCCUGACCAAGUGGAACCGUGCUAUAGAAACCAUGUACAACCAGUGCAUGGAGGUUGGGUUUGAAAGGUGUAUGCUGGUGCACUAUGAGCAACUUGUGUUGCAUCCUGAAAGGUGGAUGAGAACUCUCCUGAAGUUUCUCCGCAUCCCAUGGAACCAAGCAGUGCUGCACCACGAAGAGAUGAUUGGAAAAGCCGGGGGUGUUUCUCUUUCAAAGGUUGAAAGAUCCACUGACCAAGUCAUCAAGCCAGUCAAUGUGGAAGCACUGUCCAAGUGGGUCGGGAAGAUCCCUGCUGAUGUUCUGCAAGACAUGCCUGUGAUUGCCCCCAUGCUGGCCAAGCUGGGCUAUGAUCCAUAUGCCAAUCCACCAAACUAUGGAAAACCAGAUCAAAAGGUUGUGGAAAACACAAGGAGGGUCUAUAAAGGUGAAUUUCAGCUUCCUGACUUCCUUAAAGAAGUGCCACAGCCAAAGAAGACAGUAGAAAGGAAGUCUCGUGGCAAGAUAAAAUGAACGUGGACCAGUGAAGUCAAAUAGCUGUAGUACUGAACCUAUGGAAUAGAAGAUAAAAUGGAUGUUUCUUGCACAGAAGAAAAUCGACUGCUGCCUUUUCCGUGGGAAUGAUCCAUCCGGCCUGUCCCCCCAGGAUCAGUGAGGUGUGCUGCUCAUGGCCUGCUUCCCUCAGAAUUUUCUCUCCCGUUUCUUUCAUACUGUUUUUGUUCCAAAUUUUGCUGUUGUGAGCGCAUGUAAACCUGUUAAAGAAAAUAAAAAACACUGAUGUUGAUGUAGAACUGUAUUACAUUCGCACAACUAUUUUUUUAAGGUUUUAAAAAAAUGCAAAGCAAUGCCUGUCUCUGAAAUUGCUCUUCUGUCUUAAUUACAAAGCUCCAUCUUCAAAGAUUUUGUUUGUUUGUUUCUUGUAGCAGUUUGGUUUUAAAUGUAUGAAGCUUUCAAGAGUGGUCUGUGCUUGUCCUAAAAGAUUUCUGGUGGAACAGUUGUCUGUUUUAUUCAUAUGUGGAAAUUGUUAAAUAUCUUUUAUUUAAAAAAAAAAGUUGAUAAAUUACAUGUAUAAUUACAAUUCAAUGAUCUUUUGUAUUUUAUUUUUCAAAAUAAAUGCUUUAAAUGUGA